Molecule: messenger RNA, 5268 nt
Organism: Aedes aegypti (yellow fever mosquito)
Lineage: Eukaryota; Metazoa; Arthropoda; Insecta; Diptera; Culicidae
Gene: sp3
Product: phosphatidylinositide phosphatase SAC2
Biological process (GO): phosphatidylinositol dephosphorylation; regulation of endocytic recycling
Cellular component (GO): early endosome; clathrin-coated endocytic vesicle
Molecular function (GO): phosphatidylinositol-4-phosphate phosphatase activity
Source: RefSeq, a predicted model, not a curated record
UUCCUUCCAACAACAAUCUGCAGCAAUCAGUUUCGCAAAACGAAAAGCGAAGAAAGGAAAUUACUCAUUGCUGCUGCAGAAAAUUCAAGAAAAAAUCAAUAUUGGCUUACCGAAUUCUUUCAAAAACGGUGAUAGCAGUUGAACAAGUGUUAAUAUUAAUAGAACAAUAGUGCUAAACUCGGUGAAUUUCCAACGAGUGCAGUUAUCCGAUCGAAAAUAAGAACGCAGAAAAUGGGCGUACGAAUCUGAGGCAGAAUGACUCAGAUAAACAAGUUUUAUUGAUUUCUUCCGGGAAAUCAACGCGGGCUGCAUUUUCGGAUCGGAUUUUCAACAGUUUGCAGAAAUUAUUGCAUCGAAAUCAAUACCAAGGACGAUGGAGGUUUUCCAAACCGAGAGUUUCUACAUUUUCGUACGCAAGGAAAAAAGCCUGUGGUGGAAUCGAACGACAUCAGAAUUUCAAAUCAAAUGUGGCUGGGAUCUAUCCUCGGUGGACGACAUCGAAUGCAUUGGUAUUACCCAUGGGAUCAUUGGAACCAUUGCCCUGCAAGGCGUCCUCGAGCCACACUUAAUCAUCAUCAAAGAGGCUGUUCCUGUGGGAGUAUUGUAUGCCCCAAAUUUGGUGUAUAAAAUUAAAAGUAUUUGUAUUCUGGGAGCAGAAGAACCGGACACUAUUCUGCUUCCUUGUUCCAAGCACAAUACGUCGACUACCAUUAAAACAAUCAGCAGCAGUAUUUCAAGUGGACAAUCGACGCAAGCGGGAUCCGGGCAAAAUGCGUCCACGGCAUCGCCGCGAAAUCGGUUAUUCGAAAGCUCCGCCCUUGUUAAUAAAACCUGGGGAGCGGUUAAGAGUGCCGGGAGUACCAUAAAGAAUACAACGGAAAAGGCUGCUGCUAUAGCAUCAAGUCAGGUGAAAUCUACUGUCGGAAUGGUCGUCAAGGAUCCGGUUCGCAUAGAAAAACGCGUUAUGGAUGAGUUGCAUCGAAUUUUUGAUGAAAGCGAUAGUUUCUACUACAGUUUAGACUGUGAUAUUACCAAUAAUUUGCAACGAAGAGGCGAAUCUCAUGAUGAUCGGUUCUACUGGAACUUGAACAUGUUGAAGGAUAUUAUCAAACUGAAUGAUGAUAACUGGGUGCUGCCAAUCAUACAAGGAUUCGUUCAGGUCGAACAGUGUGUAAUUGGGAACGAGUGCUUCACCCUAGCAUUGGUCUCCCGGAGAUCGCGCUACCGAGCUGGUACUCGGUAUAAGCGACGAGGCGUAGACGAGGACGGAUAUUGCGCAAAUUAUGUUGAAACUGAGCAAGUGCUCUCCCUUCGGCAACACCAAAUAUCGUUUACUCAAGUAAGAGGCUCCGUACCGAUUUAUUGGAGCCAACCAGGUUACAAGUACAGGCCUCCACCCAGACUAGAUCGAGACGAAACCGAAACUCAUUUGGCAUUUGAAAAACAUUUCGAGAAAGAGUUGAACAUCUAUCAGUCAGUCUGCAUCAUCAACUUGGUGGAGCAAAGCGGAAAAGAGAAAGUAAUUGGAGAUGCAUAUGCCAACCAUGUUGUGCGGCUCAACUCGGAUAAGCUCACUUACGUUACAUUCGAUUUUCACGAGUAUUGUCGAGGAAUGCGCUUUGAGAAUGUUUCUUCGUUGAUUGAGGCGCUGGCUCCCGAGGCCGGUUCGAUGGGAUUCCAUUGGAGGGACAGCAAUGGCUCGAUUUGCAACCAGAAGAGCGUCUUUCGGGUGAACUGUAUGGAUUGUCUGGAUCGCACCAACGUGGUACAAACGGCCCUUGGGAAGGCCGUGCUAGAAUCUCAGUUGGUUAAGCUCGGUUUGGCGCCCCCAUAUUCUCAGCUUCCCGAACAGCUAAAAGUACCAUUUAUGAUUCUUUGGGCCAAUAACGGGGACGUUAUCAGUAGACAGUAUGCUGGAACCAACGCGCUGAAGGGUGACUACACUCGCACUGGCGAACGUAAAAUUAGUGGCAUAAUGAAAGAUGGAAUGAACUCGGCAAAUCGCUACUUCAUACAACAUUUCGCGGAUUCUUUCCGGCAAAGCUGCAUCGAUUUGAUGCUCGGCCAUCUUGAGGCCUUCGAACCGCUGGUAGAAGACGACGUCUGCGAAGCAUUGCUCGGCGUUGCCACGACCGCCAUUGUACCGUCACGUGGCGCCCCUCUGGAGUACUACAAUCAUGGGGUGAUGAGCGCGGAACACAUAUUGCUCGAAGAAGUUCUCUUCGGUGCCAGCUACUAUUUGGCUCGAUUCAAAGAUACGUACCGACAGGCCACUAUAGACAUGAUGCUCGGAAAUAACGUGUCAGCCGAGUCGGUUAACGCGCUCGGCGGUCAAGCCGGUGUGGUCGACGAGACAGACGCCUUGGAGGGUGCUGAACAUGCCCGGUUGCUCGUGGAAGACUGUCGGCGGCUGCUGCUGGGCACAACACAACUGCCAGUGGGUGCUUGGGGCCUCAUAGAUGCUGACCCGAGUACUGGUGAUCCCAACGAGACGGAGGUGGACGCUAUUCUCAUUCUAACGGAUGAUUGUUACAUAGUCGCAGAGUACGAUUCCCAUUUGGAUAAGAUAGUCCGCUUCGAGAACGUAUCGCUGGAUAGCCUUACCCUGAUUGAGCUCGGCCUCUUCCAGCACAACAAAAUGUUCCAGGGCCCGGCACCUGCUCACCUGUGUAUUCGCUUGAAUUACGCUGUUGACGGCGUAGACGGGUAUUUCCACAUGUUCCGUUCUCCAAAUAUCCGAUUCUUCAAUAACGUAGCCGUAGUAAUUAAGAAAACGGAAGAAAUCACGGAAUCUCUCACGGCGAUCGUUGAUCUCUUCCGGAUUGCACUAGAAAAUCGGGGACGUGGUAAUGUUCCUUUUCAAUGCGGGGGAAGUUUGCAACGGAGAAAAAGCAGGACACUCCUCUCGGUUCCGCCGGGCAUUCCUAGGAACCUUUCAGAAUCACAGCUGGUUCAAAUGGGCUCGAAAGCCUUGAGCAACGUUGCGGGUCAAUUUUCAAAAAUUGGCCAAAGUUUGAACCCAACUAAAAUAGGCCGCUCGUCUGCCGGUAAAAAGGCAAAGGCGGCAAAUCCUGUACCUUACAUACAUGCAGGCCAAAUAGCUGAUGAGGCUGAGCGUAGCAGAUUCACGGUGGGAUCGCGAAGUUCUAGUUUGAAAAAAUCCGAAGGUUCGAGCUCGGAGUCCGACGAAGCCGAUACGAGUAUCUAUGAACCAGACGAAGGAGAACUGGUGCAGGAGAAUCCGCUGUACAACGAAAACGUGUUUCUGCCUUCGGUGGGAAUUGUUAUGGGUGGUCCAGGGUCGGCUGGUGGCGAUGGCAAUCCUGCCAGCAUGUUGGUCGACAAGGAUAACUUUGCAAAAAUGUCGUCCGAUGUGUCAACUAUGUCGAUAUCGUCCGUAACUGACCACAUAAAUAUGCCGGCCGGAAUGCUCGAGUGUGCUUCGCCGAUCCGUGGCCGUAGUCCUACGCCGGAGAUUCGAGUCGAUGGAGGUACGACCGAGUCAGGAGAAAAAGCGAACAUCGAGGGAAGAUCUGGAAAGGAUCUAACUCUAAAUUUAACGGGAAACCAAAGUGAGAAUGCAUUCAAACAGUUGAAGAAGUUGACGAGUCCGCUAUCGAAUAUUGGAAAAGGACUGCAAAGUUUGAGUGCAAACUUUGAUCCAAGGAAGAUUUCCGUCAAGACACCAGUGCUACCAGCUAGGAAUCCCGAAACACCAACAGCCGAAAUACGAAAACUGGAGGAAAAGUGGGACAAAGCCCAGUGCCGCAGCAAGUUGAUCGCGCUGUAGACGAUGCAGGAUCUAGCCAUUUCAGUGCUUACCAUUAUUUAGUUAGUUACCCGUUGUGCGUAAACCGUUUCUUAGCAUCGAAUGUGCUUUUGUGGAGCUUACUCGUUAUAUUGGAGGUUGGAAGACUAUUUUAGCCAUUAAAGCCCUAGAAAAUUGUGAUUACUUUAGUAAUUUUUGCAUAUUAUUCACGCUAUACUUUGGACAAAAGUCCCCUUUCCGUAUGAUAUUUCAAUCAAAUGUGAAUCCGAUUAUAUUCUUCAGUAUCUAGAAUUUUAACAGUAUUUUGAGGGUGUUUCGAUCUUCAUCCGAUAUAGGCUUUCGUUGUAACCUACGAAUAUUUAGACCAAAGAUCUAUACUACUUGUACUGUUAGCCUAUAUGUGUAUCCUAAACUACGAACAAAAUUGGACCAUUCCUAUUAGUAUAUUACAAAUAGCAGCUUGCUUCUGUUCACUAACUGACAUCUUUUAACACGCAUAUUCUGAUAUUGAAAUCACACAUUACUCAUAGCGUGUGUCUCUAAGGCAAACUAUAUUAAUGAGGCUUAUUGCUUUAUAUUUUUCAAAUUGGCUAUAGAGAGAUUCUUCAAACUUGUCGUAAGAUAGAAUGUUGUACGGAUUCUAUGCCGAUGACGAAAAAGAGAAGUCAAAAUUGUAGUAAAAAUAAAUUAUAGUUUAAUUGAAGUUAUAAUAUUUACUAUACUUUUGAUGUGUUUGUAAUAGCACGAAUAAAGAACAAGGGUCGCGUCGCAUGCUGUUUCCUCAUGAUUUUUGUGCAAAACGAGCGACACAAUGAAAGGCCAAAUUUGUUGUUCUUGACCUUUAGUUAAUUUUUAAUUUUGCGGUUGAAAAUAUACCUCGAAUUUACGUUAGUUUUAAAACCUUUCGCUUAGUUCUUGCCAUUGUUAUCGACGGUUAUUGUGAAUUACUAACUACGUUCAAUUGACCUCAGUUGGUCAUAGCUUUGUUGGGAAAAAGUAUUUACCAAAGUCAAUUAAAGAACGCAUUAUUAUACAAAACUACACAAAAAUAACAAUAAUUAAAUAAUUAGAGCUCCUGAAUGUGAUUAUAUAUCCAUUUGAAAUCCAUCGUACAGUAAGUAUUGUGAAUUAUCUGCUUUUACAUAGAAAACUUGGCACAAAUGACAUUAGUAGAAUUUCUAGGGACAUACAUUUAGCCAUCCUUCGUAUUCAAGUACCAGGCCUACGACUAGAAAACGAGCGAGAUAAUUGUUCCUUUGGACAUAGUGCAUAGGCUGUUUGUGGUUAUUGCCGUGUAGGUUGUUGAUAUUUUUGUGUAAACCUACUCAAGUUGGAAACAGAACAGAAAGUGUUGGUCUGAAUAUCUUUUUUUAUAGCACAUAAUACCCGAAUAAUAAACAGCUAGCAAAUUAUAUCGUUCGCUCUGUAGGGGACUUGUACCAUUAUAUAACCAACAUGCCACACCACCCAAAAGCAAUAUCCAAAUAGUAGCUGCGAAA